Molecule: messenger RNA, 1737 nt
Organism: Hipposideros armiger (great roundleaf bat)
Lineage: Eukaryota; Metazoa; Chordata; Mammalia; Chiroptera; Hipposideridae
Product: adenylate kinase 9-like
Exons: 10
Biological process (GO): nucleobase-containing compound metabolic process
Molecular function (GO): nucleobase-containing compound kinase activity; ATP binding
Source: RefSeq, a predicted model, not a curated record
AAGCUNGAAUAUGGCUUGAAGCGUUUGUCUGUAGGAGAAGCCUUGCGUUAUGUAUUAAACAACCAACCAGACACAGAGCUGGCACUUAUGUUAAACUGGCAUCUUCACAAAGGAAUGACAGCACCGGAUGAACUGGCAAUUGAGGCCUUAGAAAUAUCUCUGAUGGAAAGUAUAUGUAAUACUGCAGGUGUUAUCAUCGAUGGAUACCCUGUAACUAAACAUCAAACGAGUCUCUUGGAAGCCAGGUCAAUCAUCCCCAUGGUCAUCUUUGAGUUGGAUGUACCUUCCAAGGAGAUUUUCAAAAGACUGCUCCUGGAAAGAAAAAAAAAGGAACAAAGCUUGCCUUAUCCAUUACACAAUAGCACACAGAUUACAGCUGUCAAGAACUCACAUUACCACAAAAAUAUUGAUGAGAUUAGGCAAUACUAUCAAGAACAACAUCAGAACUGGUAUGUGAUUGAUGGAUUUCACAGCAAAUGGUGGGUAUGGAAUGAAGUCAUUAAGAACAUUCAAAUGGUGAAUAAAUAUAUACAGAUAUACCUGGAAAACAUAAAAGCAGGAAAAGCUGCCUGCAUUGACAAUUUAUGCAUCACACCUCAAGAACUUAUUUCUCGCCUCGGCGAAUUUGGACAGUUCUGCCCUGUCAGCCUGGCAGAAUCGUAUGAAUUAAUUGACUGCUCUGUAACUGAGUCCUUGGAAUUUGCAGCAGAGUUCAGAGGGCACUAUUAUAAAAUGAGUUCUCGGGAAAAACUGAAUAAAUUUUUGGAGAACCCAGAAUUAUAUGUGCCUCCAUUAGCACCUUAUCCACUCCCAACUGCCGACAUGAUCCCCAAAAGGCUGACGCUGUCAGAGCUGAAGAAACAAUUCCCUAAGUGUGCUGAGCUCCAGGGCUACUGUCCUGUGACCUAUCAGGAUGGAAAACAAAGAUAUGAAGCCCUAGUACCUGGUGACAUUAAAUAUGCCUUAGAAUAUCGUAACCGUAUAUAUAUUUGUGAGAGUAAUGAAAAACUCCAGAAAUUUCUGAGGUUGCCACUGAAAUACUGGAAUCAGAAGCUUCCAUACAAACUUCCCCCGUUAAAGGAACCUGUCAUUGACCAUAAGUCACUCUGGGAGAGGGUUGUUAGAGAAGAUGAAGAAAUUAGUGAGGAAGGAGCUGAAGAAGAUGAUGAAGAUAUUGAGAACAUCCUCGAAGAUGAAUUUCCAAAAGAUGAGGAAAUGAUGAGUGAGGAAGAUGAAGAACAAGAAACUGAUGCACUGGAACGCCUGAGAAGUGAACUGGGAGAAAAAUAUGAAGCAGAUAUGAGUAAUUUACAAGGAAUACAGCUAAGUGAAGGAGAGACGAUCAAGCCAAUUGAAAACUCACAGAAUCCACUUUAUCCUGUAAUCCAUCGUCAGUAUAUUUACUUUUUAUCUAGUAAGGAAACUAAGGAAAAAUUUAUGAAGAACCCAAUCAAAUAUAUCCGCCAGCCCAAACCUAAACCUACUAUGCCCAUUAGGAUUGCAAUUGUGGGGCCUCCAAAAUCUGGGAAAACUACAGGUGAUAAAUGGCAUGCUCGGGAUCUAGAAGUGUUUGUUGGGGGUAUGAAGGAAUUGGUGAAACACAGAUUGAGAGAGAAAAUGCUGCAAGGGUUGGAGAGGAAAGUAGGACGGGACUGGAUCUGGGCGGAGCUUGUAGACUAUGUCAAGAAGUCUUUAUCAGGAGGGUACACAGGAGCCACAAUGGUAGCAGGACAAUGA